Arachis duranensis is the source of this 1947-nucleotide messenger RNA. RefSeq names its product allantoinase. The transcript has 15 exons. Gene Ontology annotation, cellular component: cytoplasm. Gene Ontology annotation, biological process: purine nucleobase catabolic process; allantoin catabolic process. The record is from RefSeq and is a predicted model, not a curated record. NCBI's taxonomy places the organism in Eukaryota, Viridiplantae, Streptophyta, Magnoliopsida, Fabales, Fabaceae. Gene Ontology annotation, molecular function: cobalt ion binding; zinc ion binding; allantoinase activity.
GCUGGUCAAAUUCAUCAAUUGAAAACAUUGCUUAAUUUCAUGUCAUUUGACUUAGAAACAAAAAUUAUAUGGUGAUUAGUGAUUAGUGAAGUAGGUAUGUGAGUAUUAUAUAUAGUUUGAAGGAAUAAUCAAAAGUGAAGAGUGUGAAUCAGAAAUGGAUAAUUUUGUGUGGAGAGUGUUACCCCUUUUUGCACUGCUUGUUGCCUUCGUCACAUUCUUCUACUUGCAGGAUUCCUACAAGGCUCAAUUUUCUCCUCUUAUAAAGUUACCAGUUGAUAAUGAUAAUGAGUGCAGCCUUCUUCCCUUUCGACACUAUUGGAUAUCCAGCAAGCGCAUUCUGACCCCACAAGGCUUCAUUUCUGGCUCAGUGGAGAUAAAUGAAGGGAAGAUUGUAGCUGUUGUUGAAGGAUAUGGUAAGCAGGGGAAUUCUAGGCAAGACGAGGUUAUUGAUUAUGGAGAGGCUGUUGUCAUGCCCGGCUUGAUCGAUGUGCAUGUACAUCUUGAUGAACCUGGGAGAACUGAAUGGGAGGGAUUUGUUACUGGUACUAGAGCUGCUGCUGCUGGUGGCGUGACAACAGUGGUUGACAUGCCUCUAAACAAUCACCCUACAACUGUGUCUAAGGAAACGCUAGAACUUAAGCUUGAAGCUGCAAAUAAGAAACUCCAUGUUGAUGCGGGGUUUUGGGGAGGCCUGGUCCCUGAAAAUGCACUUAAUACCAGUAUUCUUGAUGGCCUCUUAAGUGCUGGUGUUCUUGGUGUAAAGUCUUUUAUGUGUCCUUCAGGAAUUAAUGACUUUCCUAUGACUACUAUUGAUCACAUCAAGGAGGGACUAACUGUGUUGGCAAAAUAUAAAAGACCUUUAAUUGUGCAUGCUGAGAUUCAACUAGAUUCCGAAAGUCAUUCGGAACUCAAAGAUAAUAGAGACCCUCGAGUUUAUUUGACCUAUCUCAACACUAGGCCCCCUUCAUGGGAGCAGGCUGCUAUUAAGAUAUGAUUAAGCAAACUUUUCCCUUCAUGAGAGUGCUAUUCAUGCAUUUAUAUUUUACAGGAAGCAAAACGUCGAGGUGACCGCAUAAGUGUUGAGACAUGCUCCCAUUACUUAGCUUUUUCAUCUGAAGAGAUACAGGAUGGAGAUACUCGUUUCAAGUGUUCCCCACCCAUUCGAGAUGCACACAACAGAGAGAAACUGCGGGAGGCUGUACUGGAAGGGCACAUUGAUUUUUUGACUUCUGAUCAUUCACCUACUGUGCCAGAACUCAAGCUUCUUGAGGAGGGUGACUUCUUGAGGGCUUGGGGUGGCAUUUCAGGUUUGCAGUUUGAUCUUCCAGUGACAUGGUCAUAUGGAAAGAAAUAUGGAUUGACUCUGGAGCAAUUAUCGUUACUGUGGAGCAAGAAACCUGCAGCAUUUGCAGGGAUAGAAUCAAAGGGAGCCAUUGCAGUUGGAUACCAUGCAGACAUUGUAGUGUGGCAACCAGAGGUGGAGUUUGAAGUGAACGAAAAUUAUCCCGUUUUCCUUAAACAUCCUAGCCUCUCUGCUUAUAUGGGAACACGGUUAUCCGGAAAAGUUUUGGACACUUUUGUUAGAGGAAACCUUGUAUUUAAGGAGGGGAAGCAUGCUUCUGCAGCUUGCGGUGUUCCAAUUCUAGCCAAAUGAAUUGGUUCAAAGUUUGGUUAAUGUAAUUUAUCCUGCAUGAUCCUAAUCCAUGCUAUAGAGGGGUUCCAAAGAUGCUAUGCUAUUUGGCUUGUGUCAUAAAUAAGAGAUGACAUUCUCCUUCUCCAAGCUAUAGAUUAAGAUUAGUGUUGUAGUUUACAUUAUUGCUGUAUGCAUGUUUGAACACCAAAAUUUCUCAAAACCUUUCUUGUUAGAACAUUUCGAAGUAUAGUUUUCUGUAAUCUUCCACAUAAUUUUAGUAAUAAUAAUUCAAUAGCACUUGUAAAGUUGAGUUA